AUGAGUGUACUUAGUGAAAAGAGCAAGUAUCAGAAACAGGCUCAAAGAAAUUACUUAAAAUUCAUCUCUAUCUUUCGAAAUAUACCUGUUCCUUGUUAUCUGAAAGUGGUGGUGGUGGUGGAGAUUAACAGUGAAUUUCGAGUUCAGGUAAGAGACUAUAACAGCAAAAAUGGCACUAUAAAAUGGCAUACCCACAGAAGGCAAAAGCGGGAAUGGAUCAAGUUUGCAGCAGCUUGUCGAGAAGGUGAAGAUAACUCCAAGAGGAACCCAAUUGCUAAAAUUCACUCAGACUGUGCCAAGGACCAGGAAAUUACAUAUCGCAUUUCGGGAAUGGGAAUUGAUCAGGCCCCUUUUGGAGUCUUUAUUGUUAAUCCAAAAACGGGUGAAAUUAAUAUAACAUCAAUAGUCGAUAGAGAGGUCACCCCAUUUUUCGUCAUCUAUUGCCGAGCUCUGAAUAAGCAAGGUCAAGAUAUGGAAAGGCCUCUAGAGCUCAAGGUCAGAAUUCUAGAUAUAAAUGACAAUCCACCAGUAUUUACAAUGACUGAAUUUGUGGGAAGUAUAGAAGAAAAUAGUUUCGCAAACACUCUGGUGAUGGUGAUAAAUGCUACAGAUGCUGAUGAACCAAAUAACCUGAAUUCCAAAAUAGCCUUCAAGAUUGUAAGUCAGCAACCUGCAGACUCACCAAUGUUUAUUAUGAGCAGACAAUCAGGAGAAAUUCGAACCAUGAAUUCUUUUCUGGACCGAGAGAAAUAUUCUAUGUAUACUCUUGUCGUAAGUGGCUCUGACAGGGAUGGAGCUGCAGAUGGGCUAUCAGCACAAAGCGACUGCAAAAUCACAAUUUUAGAUGUCAAUGAUAAUUUUCCAAUGCUGGAAGAGUCCUCAUACACUUUUUCUAUCCAAGAGAAUAUGAUUAGCCAAGAAGCAGGUCGGUUCAGAGUAAUUGACUUGGAUGAAGAGGGAACAGACAAUUGGAAAGUAAUUUACAUGAUCAUGUCAGGAAAUGAAGGCAACUGGUUUCGAAUAGUAACAGAAGAAAGGUCUAACGACGGCAUUCUCGAAAUUAUGAAGCCUCUCAAUUAUGAAGAAAUACAGAACAUGCAGCUUGGCAUUGCUGUUAGAAACGUAGCUGAAUUCCAUCAUUCAGUUAUAUCUCAAUAUAAAAUGCAAGUAACUUUGGUCAGCAUAAACGUUGUCAAUGUGAUAGAAGGAUCAGUAUUUGCUCCAGCUUCUAAGACUAUCAUCAUAAGUAAAGGUACGGGGAAAAAUGAUGUCAUUGGAUCAAUGAUAGCAACUGAUUUAGACACAGGAGGACCUUCAACAACAGUCAGAUACAUAAUGGGAUUGAAUCCUGGUGAUUUUCUAGCAAUCAAUGAAAGAAGUGGCCAACUUAUCAUGAAAAGUGAAAUGACCAGGGAUUUAUAUACACAGCUCGGGGGACACUAUCAAGGAACUAUUCUAUCCAUAGAUGAUAAUCUCCAAAGAACUUGUACUGGCACCAUUAUUCUUGAUUUGAGCAACUUUGAACAUCUCACCCAUGAAACAAACACUGGAGGCACGGGUGGAGGUGGCACUGGUGGUGGAGGUGGCUCUGGUGGUGGAGGUGGCACUGGAGAUGGAGGUGGCACUGGUGGUGGAGGUGGCACUGGAGGUGGAGGUGGCACUGGAACCGGAUCACGUGAUGACUAUGAAACUACCUCGAGUGGCGUGUAUGGUAUUACUACAACUUUUGGAAGACCAGGAGUACCAGACCUCUAUGGCUAUCCUGGAGAUAAUGUGCAUCUUGGUCCUGCUGGUAUUGGACUGCUUGUCAUGGGAGCAUUGGUACUUUUAUUGGUCCCACUUUUGCUGACAGUAUGUGACUGUGGGGGUCCCAGUGGUGUGGGAGGAGGCUUUGAGCCUGUUCCAGAGUGUUCAGAAGGUGCAAUCCAAACAUGGGCACUAGAAGAACCCCAGCCAAUAACCAACAUCUGCAUCCCAGGCGUAACAAUGAUAGGCACUACAGAUGGGAAUGAAUGCAUUGACACUGUUGGAGUUUAUACAAAUGAAUAUGGAGAAAGAGAAAUGACAGAUCUAGGAGAAAUAGGAAUGGGAACAUCAGGAUUUGAAGUCUCCAAUGGAACAAAAACAUGUGCAGUACCUGAAGUUUGUACAGGCUAUUCUGGCACAUUAAGAAGGAAUUCCAUGAGAGAAUGUAGAGAAGGUGGCCUGAAUAUGAACUUUAUGGAGAGCUACUUCUGCCAGAAAGCAUUUGCCUAUGCUGAUGAAGACGAAAGUAGACCAUCAAAUGAUUGUUUACUUAUCUAUGAUAUUGAAGGGGUUGGCUCUUCUGCUGGCUCUAUUGGUUGCUGUAGUUUCAUUGGAGAAGACUUGGAUGAUAGCUUCUUGGAUAACUUGGGGCCAAAAUUUAAGAAAUUGGCGGAUAUUAGCCUGGGUAAAGAAAUUGAUUCCUGUCCAGAAGUCGAUCACUCUUGGCCACCAGAGAGCACCGAACCCAGCUGUCCUCCUCAGGGAAUUGAUCACCCACCAAUGUCUCCACAUUUUGGUACCACAAUAGUUUCUGAGAGCACCUAUCCCUCUGGGCCCAGCGUUCAGCAUUCUGUGCCUAUACCUGACCCUCUGGGCUAUGGAAAUGUUACAGUGACUGAGUCAUAUACCACCACUGGGUCCCUGCAGCCCCCAGUACAUAUUCAUGAUCCUCGGCAUGGCUCAAAUGUUGUGGUAACAGAGAGGGUGGUGGGACCCAUCUCUGGCUCGGAUCUCCAGGGCAUGUUAGAUCUAACUGAUUUCAGAGAAGGGUCCAAUGUUGUAGUGACAGAGAGGGUAAUUGCACCAAAUUCAAGACUACCUACCUCCCUGAGUAUCCCUGACCCCAGAGAGUCAUCAAAUGUGGUAGUGACCGAAAGAGUAAUUAGACCAAGUUCUGGCCUGAUGGGCAAUCUGAGUAUUCAUCCUGACUUAUCCAAUGCCCAUAACGUGGUUGUAACAGAAAGAGUUGUUUCUGGCACUGGAGUAACUGGAAUCAGUGGUGGUGGUGUUAGCGGUGUGGUUGGCACCAAUGUGAGCAGAGCUGCCAUGAGCAUGGGUGGGGCAGGUGUUAGCAUGAGUGGAGGUGGAAUGGCUUUGAGUGGAUCUGGCAUGAGUGGGGGCAGCAUUGAAAUGAGCAGCCUCGGAGCUGGGGGAGGUGGCCUGAGUAGCAUGGGUCUGAACAGCAGUGGCAUAAGUGGCAGUUCUACGCUUGGCCACGUAAGGAAUUCUGAGCAUUUUAACCAGACCAUCGGAUCAGCCUCCCCCAGUACGACUCGAAGCCGGAUCACAAAGUACAGUACCAUACAAUACUCAAAGCAGUGA
Messenger RNA from Gracilinanus agilis (Agile Gracile Mouse Opossum), 3348 nucleotides. It is a transcript of the gene DSG1, whose product is annotated as desmoglein 1. Gene Ontology annotation, molecular function: calcium ion binding; gamma-catenin binding. Gene Ontology annotation, cellular component: plasma membrane; desmosome. The transcript is spliced from 15 exons. NCBI's taxonomy places the organism in Eukaryota, Metazoa, Chordata, Mammalia, Didelphimorphia, Didelphidae. The coding region runs from base 1 to 3348 and encodes 1115 amino acids. The record is from RefSeq and is a predicted model, not a curated record. Gene Ontology annotation, biological process: homophilic cell-cell adhesion.